AUGGCCGUUCAGUGCCUACAAAUAAAAAUAGUAGCAAAUAAACCGCAGACUACGACUGAAAAGCGAGACAUAGUUAGCUCCCAUGGGCCAACAACCUUGAUCGGACCGAUGAGGACCGCGAUCAUGUUAAGGAAUCGUAUAGGGCAUGCAUGGAGUGAGUAUAGCAUCCCUCUAUGGAGAAGAUGGGCUCAAUCUUCAAGCAAUUGGUAUCGGACGAAGACAGCUUGGACUCCGGCAGCAGCCAACUUGCACCGGCUCUACACAUCUUCUGUCUUUCCACGGUUUACCACUUUCGCUUGCGGCCCGUCGUUUCGUAACCUUAGCGUUGAUGUAUUCAAGCCUGUUCAUUUAAUUGCGACAUGGUGCAACCAAGGUGUUGCUAGCAUUCGCUAUGCGAGUAGCGAGGCCAAAACCUCUCCUAAUCAUGCAGAAAAAUUGGUCGAUCUUCACGGUAAACGAUGUCCUGGAUGUGGAUCUAUAUUUCACUCACGAAACGAAGAUAAAUUUGGCUAUAUUUUACAGCGUAAAUUAGUGGAUGUGCCUGCCAGUCAAGUAUCGUCUAUUAUUUGUCAACGAUGCUUUUGCUUAAAUCAUUAUAAUCAGGCUCUAAAUAUGAAUGCACCUGAAGAUGAUUGGAGAAAUCAUAUACAAAAGAUUCCGAAGGAUAAAUGUAUUGUCAUGCUAGUAGUUGAUAUCUUUGAUUUUCCUGGUAGCAUCUUUCCAAAUCUAUUAGACAUCAUUGGGUAUAAAGUACCCAUACUUUUAAUUGCAAACAAGAUGGAUGUCCUUUUAGAAGAUGGCCCUGGACAUAUAGAACGCAUUCAAACUAUGGUCUGGGAAGGUUGCAAAAAUGCUGGAUUAACUGAGGGUAACCUGGUAGAUAUUUGUCUAGUCAGUGCUAGAAAAAAUCAAGGCAUCAAAGAAGUUGUUGACAAAGUCCUUCAGCACAGACCUCCUCAUGGCGAUAUCUUUUUGUUAGGCUGUACUAAUGUCGGCAAGUCUAGCCUAUUUAAAUCUUUAUUAGAUUACUUGUAUGAUGGAAAGCCCAAAACGUUGAUGAGGUAUCCAACUAUUUCGGUUUGGCCUGGUACCACAAUUGGGUUGUUAAGGUACCCUAUUCGAAAGAAAAUCAACAAUCUAGGUAGAAGGGCCCCAAGAAGAAUUAGAGGCUUAAAGAAUCAGUAUAUUUACGAAUCACCGUAUUUGGAUGACAGUAAACAUGAUGAAGAAUCGAAGCUGAGCGAUAUUAGUACUGUAGAAGGUGAUGAUAUUAUGUUAGCUUCCCAUGAUGGAGUCUUGACUGGUUGGAAUCAUGAAGGCGACGAACGAGGACCAUUUUUUUAUGAUACGCCUGGAGCUAUGAGUCAGAAUAUGUACACCGAUUUGUUAAAUACGAGAGACCUUUCGAAAGUCUUGCCUUUAGGUGGUAUUACUCCACGAACUUUACGCUUACAACCGUCACAAAGUAUUUUUUUGGCUGGGUUAGGUCGUAUAGAUUACAUUGAGGGCCCAAGCCGAGUAUAUUUCACCUUUUUUGCCUCCCGUGAGCUACCUUUACAUAUUUGUCAAACGAUGAAAGCAGAUGACAUUUAUGAUAAACAUUUCGGUUAUUCAUUACUGAAGAUACCCAACAAUAUGAACAAACAAUAUCAAGGUAAAUCAUUUCCUAGACUACAAGGGAAAGAAUUUACUUUUAAGUGCCAUAAUGGAUGGAAGUACAGUUCUGCAGACAUUCUCCUAUCAAGUGCAGGUUUCGCUGCUAUUACUGCUGGCCUAGGUGAUGAAAUUAAAAUUAAAGCAUAUACCCCGAAUGGCCUUGGUUUGAUAUUGAGGCGACCAUCAGUAAUGCCGUAUAGUGUAAACUGGAAAGGAAAACCACAUGGCAAGAAGCAGGGUUAUUAUAAAGGACUCUUCUCGCGACAGAAAAUGAAAGAACAAUUUCCCUUUAUACAAUCAAUCAAUCCUUACACUGACGAAUAA
This is a messenger RNA of Trichoplax adhaerens, 1980 nucleotides long. RefSeq lists its product as uncharacterized. NCBI's taxonomy places the organism in Eukaryota, Metazoa, Placozoa, Uniplacotomia, Trichoplacea, Trichoplacidae. The record is from RefSeq and is a predicted model, not a curated record. The coding region runs from base 1 to 1980 and encodes 659 amino acids. The transcript has 8 exons.